This is a messenger RNA of Paramisgurnus dabryanus, 5838 nucleotides long. Its product is annotated as coiled-coil-helix-coiled-coil-helix domain-containing protein 5. The record is from RefSeq and is a predicted model, not a curated record. Gene Ontology annotation, biological process: cellular respiration. NCBI's taxonomy places the organism in Eukaryota, Metazoa, Chordata, Actinopteri, Cypriniformes, Cobitidae. Gene Ontology annotation, cellular component: mitochondrial intermembrane space.
GUUACCGUUAGUGGAAAUUUUGCCCAAUCAAAUCACGCCGGCGGGAGUGCGGACGCUCCGUUUGCCCAUGUGCUUGAUGCACUAAGCAGUAACCUUCAAGAGAAGCUAGUGAAAACCAUAGCUGUCCAAUAUGCAGGCGGCAAUGAACAUCACAACUAAAUACUGUCAGAAGGAGCUGGAGGAAUAUGGCUCGUGCGUUGCCUCCAAUCCAACGUCAUGGCAAGAGAAGUGUCAAGACCUGAAACUGAAGGUUGCACAGUGUACUUCAUCACAUCCAGUAAUAAGAAAAAUACGAACAGAUUGUGCUAAUGAGUUUUCAACAUUUGAACGCUGUCUGCGAGAAAACCAGAGCUCGGCUGAAACAUGCCAACCUCAUGUCACCCGCUUCUUGGCCUGCGCAGAGACCGUGGACCUUUCAGGAGUAGCAAACAUUGUGCCUCAGCCCACGUAGAUGCCAGCCUUUUGUCACUGUUUCAUCUAAUGAAGACAAAACACAGGUGUUUUUAUACUUUAAUACAGGAGGGAAAUGGGUUAUGGAAAUUAUUAUUAUUUUUGAAGAAUUGCGACACAAAGAAACAAGGACAAACAGACCUCAAUUAUUUGCACACAUAGUUUGAAGCCGUUGCGAAGUUCUUACUUUGAACUUUUCCAACUAUUUAUGAAAUAAAUCAUCAAAAAAAAAAAAAGUUGCAAUGACAUUAAACCUGUGAAGAUGCAAUAAAAUGUGCUCAUUUCUAUUUUUAGCUGUAAAGCUUCAUCUGUCCUUCUGAAGAUGUUUUCUAUUGCAACAUUUUACCAAAGAGCAGGGGCCUCAUGUAUAAAACUGUGCGUAGGAUCCUUACUAAAAGUCUACGUACGCACAAAAGCCAAAAAUGGCAUACACCAAAAAUUAUGAAGACUUCUAAAACAAAGAAAUGUUCCCUUUAUAAAUCGCAGAUCACCUGCAAGUGUGCGUACAUGAAUCAUCCUAAUAUCCAAUAGGUUGAAUUUAUUUUUACAGUUUACACCAAUAUGUCACUAAGAAAGCAUUUCUUAGAUCAUUUCUCUUUGAGAUACCAAUACAAAUGUAUUUCCAAUAAAAAAGUCUUACUGGAUAAGUCAAAGCUGCUUAAAAGGGACAUAUCAUGAAAAUCUGACUCCAUGUUUAAGUGCUAUAAUUGUGUCCCCAGUGCUUCUAUCAAAAUAGAAAAUGCGAAAAAGAUCAACCAAGUAACUUAGUUUUGGUAAACCAUUCUCCACAAGCAUGAGAAAAAAUAGGUAAUUAAAAUUUGGCUCCCUGUGUGAUGUCAGAAGGGGAUAAAAAUCUUCACUUACCAACCACAGCACUGCCAUUUAGUGCAGAGAUCAACUCAUUUACAUUUUAAAGGACACACCCAAAAAACGGCACAUUUUUGCUCAUACCUACAAAGUGGCAAUUUGAACAUGUUACAUUAUCUACACUAGUAUUUUAAGCUGAAACUUCACUUACUUACUCUGGGGACUCCAAAGAUUUAUUUUACAUCUUAAAAAAAGUCUUGUGAAAUGUCCCCUGUAAAAACUUCUUAAUUAAAAAAAUAUAGUUCAUAUCAAUAAAGUUCAUAAACUUAAAUCAUUUCACUUUAAGGAAAAAUUUAACGUGAAAAAAACUUGUUCAAUUUAAAACCUAAAACAAAUAAGUUUAUAAACUUAAAUCUUCUCACUUUAGGAGCAAAUCAAAGGUGAAAAACUAUGUUAAUUAGUAAAAACUAAAAACAUUAAGUUUAUAAACUUAAAUCUUCUCACUUUAAGAGAAAAUUAAAGGUGAAAAAACUACUUCAAUUAGUAAAACCUAAAACAAAUAAGUUUAUAAACGUAAAUCUUCUCACUUUAGGAGCAAAUCAAAGGUGAAAAACUAUGUUAAUUAGUAAAAAUUAAAAAACAUUAAGUUUAUAAACUUAAAUCUUCUCACUUUAAGAGAAAAUUAAAGGUGAAAAAACUACUUCAAUUAGUAAAACCUAAAACAAAUAAGUUUAUAAACUUAAAUCUUCUCACUUUAGGAGCAAAUCAAAGGUGAAAAACUAUGUUAAUUAGUAAAAACUAAAAACAUUAAGUUUAUAAACUUAAAUCUUCUCACUUUAAGAGAAAAUUAAAGGUGAAAAAACUACUUCAAUUAGUUAAACGUAAAACAAAUAAGUUUAUAAACUUAAAUCUUCUUACUUUGGCGGGAAAAUAAAACUUGAAACACUUAAAAAAAAUUACUUCAAUUGGUAGCACCUAAAACAUUUAAACAUUUUCAAACGAAUUUUUUCACUUAAGUUGAAAAAAAGUUUUUAAGUUGAUCCAACUUUUACUUUUUAUAGUGUAUAAAGAAGAGGUUUGAUGAGGUUAUAAUGUCUGGAGUAACCAUUUACAAUGUGAAAUUGUUCAUUAUGGGUGAGAAAAAAUUAGAUAUCAGUAGGAGGCCUCGUUUAACAUUAGCAAAUAAUCAUUUAAAUCCAUUAUAGUCUCUAUAUUUAUGUAUAGCUAAACAUUUUUAGGAUUUUGUACUAAAUGUGUGCAGUGUUAUUUUGUACUGGCUAAAUCACAUACAGAACCAUAGUUUCAACAAUAUCUAUCUUUUCUUUGUAAAAUAGCAUCACCGUGAACUAAAAUAUGUUGCUUCAUGGAUAAUCCAUUUUACUGUACUUUUUUCUGUUAUAAUAUAAUGCAUUGGUGUCUGUUUGAAGUGUCAGAAUACUCUUAUCUAUUCUCAUAAGGUCAAACAACAUAUAUUUAGGGAUUUGGCAGAUGCUUUUAUACAAAGCGAUUUGCAUUGCAGUAUACAUUUUUAUCAGUACUGUAUGUGUGUCCCCUAAUAUUCGAACCCAUGACCUCUACCACUGAAUGAUAUAGGAGCAUAUCCUGAGCAAUGUUGGAAUGUAAAGUAUUUUUCUCUUUAGACCUCACCUCCUUACCUUGGCGUCACUGUAUUAUAUUAAACCAAAGAAUGCAGGCAUGCAAUAUCUCCCCCUCACAUGUGCCCUGGUUCCCUGGGUCCAGGAACAAAAGACUGUGUAGGGAGGCAUUAGAUUAAAAUUUCUUUGACCGCUGGUAAAACGAGAGGGAGGACACAGAGGGAGGUUUGAGCCUUUGACCACUGAGCUGAAGAGAUCUUUCAUUUAUCAAAACUAGAGAAGUGGUCACACUGAAAUUUAUGAGAAUAAAUGUAAUUCUUUUACCGGAGUUAUGAGCAUAUACCCGCCAGAGUAGCAUGCGUCAGCCAUAAAUCAAAUAGCCAGGUUUGUGUCGAUGUUUUAAAUGACAAGUUAUAUUGAAAAACCCAGAACACCAUACACUUAAAACACAUUCACUGAGAGAAAAAAAAAGAUUACAGUGUGCUGUAAGAUAUAUCAUUCAUCUAUCCAUCAACAGCUGUCAUCGAUGCAGUCCCUUAAAGAAAUAUCAUUACCACACUCAAAAUCACUAUGAAAUAAUCCAGUAUCACAAAAUAGUUAAUGAAUACAUGAGUAGUCAGCUGCACACAUGAUUUACCAGCAAGUCAUGUUCAGUACUAAAAACAACUACAUUUCAGUUCGUAAGGAUUUUAAGCGUCCGUGUUGUACGUGUACUGUACAUUGUUUAGUAUCUUCAGUAUAAAUAAUACAUAUCACAUAUACAUUUUCUCAUGCCGCAACAUAAAUAUUCCAAUGCUGGACUUCUGCCAAUAAAAAUAGUCAACAAUAACCAAUUAAAAAGAUUCAAUGUCUGUAACUACACUUAUAACAAUAGUGGAAAUUUGAAACAACAGUCAGGUGACAUAUACAUUUAAUAUAUUACAAUAAAGCACAAACACUUUAACAAGUGUACACGUCCUCUAAAAUUUAAGGGGUACUGUUAAUACUUUGUGCUAUUUCCUUGCUAGUACUAAAGAGAUAGUAAGGUUGUAUUUGUUAACAACAUUAGUUCAUGCAUUAGCUGAGAUGAAAUAACAAUACUCUUACCUCAUUUAUUAAUCUCAGUUCAUGGCAUUUACAAAUACAUUUUUUAUAUCAAAAUGGUUAACAUUAGGUAAUGCACAUGAACAGCUACACUGGAAUUAACUAAUAUUAAUAAAUACUAAAACUAUAUUGCUUAUUGUUAGUUCAUAUUAGCCAAUGCAUGUUCACAAAUACAUCCAUAGUGUAAAGUGUUACCAAGAUAUUUUAUCUACCCUGUUGCGGUAAGGCUAAGUAACCCUGUAACAUCAAUAACCCUGAUUUUUCCUCACCUCAGACCUCUCUUUGAUUCAUUCUGUUAAAAAAAGAGAGCAAAAGUGACGUGUCUAGUGUACAUCCUACAUUAAACCUGAUGCCUUACAAUCUUAAACAACAUCAUGAACGGUGCCAAAAACCUGAACCUCUUUAUUCGAAUCGAUUUGAAGAGACACUACACUCAAAAAAAUGCUGGGUUGUUUUAAUUAAUUGUUGGGUCAAAAAUAAAAAAAAUGGGGUUAAUUUAAUCAAAACAGCUGAGUUUUUCCCUCACUAAUCCAACACUGGGUAUAAAAUAACCCAGGAUUCUUUUUAAAGUGUGCCGUAAAAAUUAAUACAGGGGCUUUGCUGCUUUUAACAUUUCAUAUUUUACUCUAUACCCUGUUCCCAGAUAUUAUACAGUUUGAUAUUAUUUAAAUUUACCUGAGAUCUAAUCAUUAAUCUUAAUGUUAAAUUAAAACAUUAGUCUUUAUUCAACAAAACUUUUAUCUCACUUGUAGUAUUGUUACUGUAUAUGACAUUAGUAUUACAUUGAGUAACCACAAAUCAAGCUGCAAUAGUUUAAUAGUUAAUCUAGUAUAUAACCAUAUCUUAGCUGCUGAAAUUUCCCAUGUUAUGUGCUGUUGACUACUGAGUCGAUGUCAAUGAAUGUGAUGUUUGUUCCUUCUGUGUUCUGUGAACCCUAACAAGACUCUCUCAAAUCUACUCUGCUUUAGAUUAUGUGUCUUUUGUUUUGUAUUGUCUUCGAAAUAUCUAAUGCACAGUCAAUACGGCUUGCUAAAAGAACUGAAUAUUUCAUUUCUAUUACAUACUUCAAUAUGUGUCUGAGAAAGUGCCAAUAGUCUGUGAAUAAAUGUACAAUAUUCCUCAGUCACGCGUGUUUGCCUCAAUGGAUAAAUAAGUGCAGGCCAGAUACAUCCAGUGCAUUUCUUCAUAGACUGUCAACUUAUUUUCUUGUGAUAAACUUGUAAACUUUAUAUGAAAUAUUGAUGCACAUCUCAUGGCAGACGUUUUGGUUUGUACUUGGUGCCGAUUCCUAUGCAAGAUGUACUUGUAAAGCAAAUGCAAAGGCAAUUCGUGAAAGGCAUUAUGUUAAUGGAGUGUAAUGUGCAUUUUACUUGUCAGUGUGAUAUCCUUGUGUGUAAGGUUGAGGUAACACCAAAACUUUUGCCAUGUGCGUACUGUAUGACUGUUAAAUAGGGCUGAGAUAACUCAUUGAAUAUUCGAUAAUAGUCAAUAAUAAUCACAACAGCGUGAGCUGCGCAGAUGCACGUCUGCACCAUACAGCGCAAGCUUGUUUACAGAGCAUUACAUGACGGUGCGAGACAGCGCGAUGAUUGACAGGACAACGCUAAGGGGCAAAGUUUGUUAAUAAAAGUUUCAUUUAAGUGACUUUAUCUUUGUUUGGACUUUAUAACCACGCAGCUCGCGCUGUUGCAGUGGGGCGGUGGGCAAAUGACGUCACAGACCAAACGAAUCGAUAAUGACAUUAUUUUCAUUAUCGAAUAUUAUUGACUAACGACGUUGAAUAUUCGAUAAGUUGUCACACCCUAUUGUUAUAAGAGAUGUUCGCCUGUUUGUGUAAUGUAUACUAAAUAGUCAACAAAAUAGUAUCUUUGCUUAAUAUCAAAUAAAAAAAAUUUCAGAUACU